This is a messenger RNA of Trichoderma atroviride IMI 206040, 2058 nucleotides long. The record is from RefSeq and is a predicted model, not a curated record. Lineage: Eukaryota; Fungi; Ascomycota; Sordariomycetes; Hypocreales; Hypocreaceae.
AUGCCGCUGACACGCAGCGCCGGGCAGCGAGCCUUGGCUCAAAAUAGCAGUCGACGGAAUCCAGCUCGCCAGUCACGGCCCAAUCCAUCUCGCACCUCCAGAAGGGAGCGCGAGGCUUCUUCCAAUUCCUCAGAGUCAGAUUCGACCGGGCAUGGUAGUAAAGGAAGCCCAAAGACAACGCGGCAUUCAAUUUCAAAGACUACCCCUAGAGGCAAAGCCAAUGACAGAAGUCGCCCCGUCGCCACCACGAAGUCUCCAAGUAAACGGCGACAAACUGCUUCAGAGAACCUCAAUCAGAUAUCCCCAACCCACGGUCCAAGUUGGACAGAUCCGCGAAUUCCCUACCAAUUUUGGGUAGAUGUUUUCUUGUAUGCUCGCGAUGAAAGCGGUGCAGAUGCAGCGAAUACGCACUGGCUACUCCAAGCUGCCACUUUAUGCAAACUAUUAUCAGAACCGGCAUUAACAGCCAUUUACCGCUAUCCCGUGAUACGGCAUGCUUCCAAGGCGAAACGACUGGUUUCAUUGCUGGAACGCUCCCCCGCGGACACCCUCUUCAACUACCGCCGGAAAAUAGAGUAUCUUCACCUAAACGUUCGGGUUGUAUCUCAAGCAGUAGCUUCUCAGCUCAUUCGACCCUUGACUCGUCUUAAGGAAUUGAUAUUUUUUAACCCUGCGGAACAGCCGCCCUAUAGAGAGCUUGAUACGCAUGUCAGGUGGAACUAUUCAGAGGAUAUAUUCCUUGCCCUCCAGUCACCACCGGCUGACGAUUUCGAGGCUCUUUCACUGCUCCCCAUUGCCUUGAGGAGCUGGGAGUGGAGUGGAAGCUUGCUUGGUGGCUAUGUUGCAGACUUCAAAGAUAUUAUCCGAAUCCACCAAAUGCCAUCAUUUGCUCACCUUACGCGACUGAGCUUUACGAAUUUCCAAGUCCCUUCGCUCAGGCUUGCCGGGCCGGCGCUUGAUGACCCUCAAGCCAACGUGCAGACCUCUGCUGAGGACGACGAGGUCAUUGAUGCUAUUGGAGAUGCUAUAGCACAUCUUCAAUCCCUUAAACAUCUGGUCUUUGAAUCAUCUACCAUCAUGACAAGUCGUCUGCUCUCCCGUUUACCUACGUACCUUACUCAUCUAGAGCUCAUCAAUUGUUGGGAGAUUGAUGCUGAGAAUCUAGCCAUGUUCCUCAUCACUCAUGGCAGCAGCCUCCGCACGCUUUCUCUGAUGCACAACCAGUCUUUGGAUCUUACCUUCUUAACAAUUUUGGCCGAGGCUUGCCCCAGCCUACAAGAGCUGCGCAUGAACAUGUCUUACUAUAGGCACCAUGAUUCACUCAAUGAUGCGGAUCCCAUGUAUGACUUCGCCCUUCUCCCCGAUCAGAUCCCAACUUGGCCCCCUAGUAUCCGCGUCAUCGAUAUCGAACAUAUCCGAAGCUGGUCCAUAGAAAGUGUGUAUACGUUCAUUCACUCGCUUGUUGAUAAUGCCACGAGUUUGCCAAAUUUGCGUGAGCUGAUGAUCAAGACUGCGCUUGAUAUCCCAUGGCAAACUCGUGCUGAGCUGCGACACAAGCUAAGAGACAUGCUUGAACGAGUAUUUCUCCGAGAGGAUGAGGAUCCACACGAUGCGGCGGCUCCUAAACAGACGAGUGACACUCAUGAUCUUGCUAGACCACGCAAGAGAAAACGAUCCAGGUCACCGAGGUCUCCUGUACGAAGGAGUAAUAGAAUCGAGGCGCAUGUGCGUGGCUCGCUCCGUCGUCCCAGAAGAGACAACACAUCGCAACGGCACGGGCUUGGAAGGCCGCUCUACCGAGAACCGGAUACUGAUGAAGACGAGUUUGAUGACACAGAGUUAUCCGAUGCCGAAACUCAGCAAAGCUCAUCUUCCAAUCCUCAACCAGAAUUGGCAGUUCAGGGGCUUUGCCACACUGUCAACAUCAUAAUCGAUAAUCAGAAAACGAGAGAGUUUCCGUACAGUAUGGAUGACUUCCUCUCUGAUGGCGAAGGGUCUUCAGGCGUGGAGUGGGACGGGGAUGAUGACGACGAUCACGACUUUUCUAUUGCGUUCUGA